AUGCUGGAGGCGCCGCCGCAGUUUGAGCCGCUGAGCGCGCAGGAGGCUGCGGGCGGCAAGUCGGAGUUUCGGCGCGUCUCGGUGCCGCCGCACCGGUACACGCCGCUGAAGAAGGACUGGAUGCAGCUCUACACGCCCAUCGUCGAGCAGCUCAAGCUCGACGUGCGCAUGAACCCGCGCAAGCGCUGCGUCGAGCUCAAGACGUCGCAGCACACGGCCGACAUCGACGUGCUGCAGAAGGCGGCCGACUUUCUGCGCGCGUACAUGCUCGGCUUCGCGGCGGCGGACGCGGUCGCCAUCCUGCGCGUCGAGGACCUGUACGUCGAGUCGUUUUCGGUGACCGACGUCAAGAUGCUCAAGGGUGACCAUCUGGCGCGAGCGAUCGGGCGGGUGGCGGGCAAGGACGGCAAGGCCAAGUUCGCCAUCGAGAACGCGACGCGCACGCGCAUCGUCCUCGCGGAGAACAAGGUGCACAUCCUCGGCUCCUUUGCGCGCAUCAAGGUGGCGCGCGACGCCGUCUGCAACCUCAUCCUCGGCUCACCAAUCUCAAAAGUGCAGACGAACCUGCGAACCGUCUCGAGCCGGCUAUCGCAGCGCAUGUAG
Molecule: messenger RNA, 603 nt
Organism: Emiliania huxleyi CCMP1516
Lineage: Eukaryota; Haptophyta; Isochrysidales; Noelaerhabdaceae
Exons: 2
Coding region: 1-603 (200 amino acids)
Cellular component (GO): nucleolus
Molecular function (GO): RNA binding
Source: RefSeq, a predicted model, not a curated record